AUGAUCCGAUGCACGAAUAGAUCUAUCAACUCGCAUAUAUCUGACUACCCAAAUUUUGAAAAGGAAUACUCUUCUCAGUUUGCAUCCUACUUGUUUUACAUUUCCUGCAAAAACAGAGGUGAUGACUAUUACCUCAAUUGCCUCUACUGCAAGAUUUUCAAAUCUUCAUGUCGUUAUAACUCACCCGGAAUGGAAACACAUACGUAUGGGAAGAGAUGUUACAUUCUCGGCUCCUGCUCUGGCCUUCUCCUAUUAUACAUCGGUGGCCUCUUCGUCGCAAAUCCUCUCACAAAGCGGUUUCGAUUACUAGAUCACUCUGGAUCAAAGCUUCUCCCUGAGAUAGUUGAUAGUCCCAUUGUUCGUACGGAGAGAGCAAUGUGUGUUGGUUUUGCGGUAAAUCGAACCACCAAAAGAUUCAAGAUCGUAUGCAUAUUCGAGAUGCAAACCGUGUAUGGAUUCGAGAUCAGCGAUGGAGAUUCUUGGAGGUUGUCGGAAACGACCAUCACGAGGAGGACUAGUUCAAAAUGUGAUCUCACAAUGGGAAUGAAACCUGUUUACUUGGACGACAAUCUUCACUGGUUGAGAAACGAUGGGACCAUCAUAGCUUUCAAUCCCGAGACAGAGCAAGCACGCUUUAUUCCUUCCAUAUUCCACCGGGAACCUAAGUUGAAACUGCUUUUUACGUCCGAUGAUAAGAUCAAUCGCUUGACCUUAAUAUCGGGGACAAAAGAAGAAAUCUCUGUUUACACACUACUCGGGAAUCUCAACUGGGGACUCGCCAGGCGGAUCAAGAACGUACCUAUGGAGGAAAGUACGCUUGAGUUUUGGCACAUAGUUGCGUACAAUGGCGAGCGUCUUGUGGUGAGGGAGAAGAGAAUGGAAAUUGAUCGGCUACAAGGUGUGGUUCAUGUGUACCAUAUGGGAGCUAAUAGUUGGACAGUUUUGGGGUCAACAAAUCAUUUUGUCGAAACCGACAUAUACUUCUAUAAGUUUACGCCCUCUUUGUUCUUCAUCGAGGAGGAUGAGAAAAAGAAGGUGAUUGUAGCUCCUAAUGACAAAAACAUCUCCUAUCUAACUAAGAUUAUGUCACUCAUUCAUAAUUGUGAGGAUUAG
Arabis nemorensis is the source of this 1113-nucleotide messenger RNA. NCBI's taxonomy places the organism in Eukaryota, Viridiplantae, Streptophyta, Magnoliopsida, Brassicales, Brassicaceae. The record is from the annotation of a GenBank genome assembly.